AAAUGAAACCUUCUCUUCUGCAUGACGAGGCUGAGGGGUAAAUUCUACUAAUUCUUCGUGACCAACAAACACAUACAUACACUGUAUCUAUCUAUCUAUCUAUAUCUAGUGUGUGUACUGUGUGUAUAUAUAUAUAUAUAUAAGUACCAAGAAAGGCCUUCUCAGUUCUUUCCCACAAUGCUUUGAAGUUUGAGCUGAAACCCCACAAAAACCCAAAAGUGUGUGAAAGAUUGUGUGUGGUGAGGGUUUUGUGUUUGAGAAAAACAAACACCCUUUUUCAACAGUGAAUUUGAUUUGAAAUAGAUAUAUAUACACACAGAUAUUUGACAUUAUUGUUGUGUAGUAGCAGCAUCAUGAGUAGUAAUAACUGGCUGGGGUUUUCUCUGACUCCACACCUUAGAGUUGGCGGUGAUGCUGAAGUCGGCGGUGAUGCUACAGAAGAAGAGGUGGCGGUUGCCGCUGAUGACAGUCGCGGCGGCGGGGCUUGCUGCUUCCCUGCCGCCACCGCCGCCCAUGUUCCUGUUAUGCCUUUGCGCUCUGAUGGCUCCUUCUCCGUUUUGGACUCUAAACAUUAUUGGAGAUACGAUAAUGAUAUGAAUGGACCUAACCUCAAUGAAGAAGGUCCAAAGUUCGAAGAUUUCCUCGGAUGCUGUUACUCAAAUUCACCGUCGAGUGAACCGGGAGAGAUAAACAUGAACAUGCCACCGAAUUUCAGCAGCUGUUCUGAUGAUCACCACAAAAGAGAAAAUUUCACCGUCCCAUCUCCUUUUUUCCCACCAUAUCACUACACCAUAGUCCCUACUGCCACUGCUGCAAAUCCUGACGGCGUUUUCUCGGCUGCUUUCGGCGGUGGUGGUGGCGGCAGCGUUGCAACUUCAGUCUCAGGGUUCAAGUCUUGGCUCCAGCAAACGGAGAAACCGUCUGUGGAGGGUAGUAGUCGGUGUGAUUUUCAGGCGCUGUCUUUAACGGUGAACCCCAGUUCUCAGCCCGACAUACCGGUGGCGGUGCCGCUGCCGCUGCAGACGGCGGGUGAUGGGAAGAAGCGGGCGGUGGCAAAGUCUAGCUCGGUUAAGGAGCCUGUACCUCGUAAAUCAAUUGAUACUUUCGGCCAAAGAACUUCUCAGUACCGCGGUGUUACAAGGCAUAGAUGGACUGGAAGAUAUGAAGCUCAUUUGUGGGAUAACAGUUGCAGAAAGGAAGGACAAACUAGGAAAGGAAGACAAGUGUAUCUUGGGGGUUAUGAUAAAGAAGAGAAAGCAGCUCGAGCUUAUGAUUUAGCUGCUCUGAAGUACUGGGGACCAACUACACACAUUAAUUUCCCCCUAAGCAGCUAUGAGAAAGAGCUUGAAGAGAUGAAGAACAUGAGCAGGCAAGAAUUUGUUGCUCAUUUGAGAAGGAAAAGCAGUGGAUUUUCUAGAGGAGCAUCCAUGUACAGAGGAGUAACGAGACAUCAUCAGCAUGGAAGGUGGCAAGCCCGAAUUGGAAGAGUUGCAGGCAAUAAGGACUUGUACCUUGGUACUUUCAGUACACAAGAAGAAGCUGCAGAAGCGUAUGAUAUUGCUGCAAUAAAGUUUAGAGGAAUGAGUGCUGUCACGAACUUUGACAUAAGUAGAUACGACGUGAAAAGAAUUUGUUCAAGCUCGACCCUCAUCGGAGGCGACCUAGCUAAACGGUCUCCUAAAGACUCCGGCCCGUCGUCCCACGAGGACUACAAUUCGUGUGCGUCAUCAGCUUCACCUCGAGCUUUCCUCCCUAUGGCCAACGGGGAGUCAAAUUCUGACGAACUGGCUGACAUUAUGUGGAAUGCCAGCUCGGAAGACCAGGGCCAGCAG
This is a messenger RNA of Sesamum indicum (sesame), 1832 nucleotides long. RefSeq names its product Integrase-type DNA-binding superfamily protein. Gene Ontology annotation, molecular function: DNA-binding transcription factor activity; DNA binding. Gene Ontology annotation, biological process: regulation of DNA-templated transcription. NCBI's taxonomy places the organism in Eukaryota, Viridiplantae, Streptophyta, Magnoliopsida, Lamiales, Pedaliaceae. The record is from RefSeq and is a predicted model, not a curated record.